Messenger RNA from Protopterus annectens (West African lungfish), 2901 nucleotides. Its product is annotated as regulator of G-protein signaling 1-like. The record is from RefSeq and is a predicted model, not a curated record. NCBI's taxonomy places the organism in Eukaryota, Metazoa, Chordata, Ceratodontiformes, Protopteridae. The transcript has 4 exons. Bases 91 to 600 code for a protein of 169 amino acids.
UAUAUAAGAAAAGCUCAUACUUACUGUGAUAGUCACUUGAAAGAGAAGAUUGACUUGUUCAGUUUGUAGGGGACAAUAUCUGUUGUCGUGAUGCCUGGAUUAAUCUUUCCAUUUGCCUUCUCAGCCCACCUGAAAGCCAGUUUUGGCAUUAACAAGAACAAGGAAGACAAGAGGAAACAAAACUUGGCUUCAGCUGAAGCAAUUCAUUGGUCACAGUCACUGGAGAAACUACUUGCAUCUUCAAGUGGUCUGUCUGUCUUUGAAACCUUUCUUCAGUCUGAACACAGUGAAGAGAACUUGGAAUUCUGGGUAGCAUGUGAAGACUUUAAAAAAACAGAAGCAUUAACUAUUCUUAUAUCGAAAGCAGAAGCAAUUUAUAAGGAAUUUAUCCAGGAAGAAUCAUUAAAAGAGAUCAAUAUUGACUUUCAAACAAGAAAUGACAUCAAAAUGAAUAUUAAAGACCCUCAUCCUUUUUGCUUUGAUAAUGCACAGAAGAUUGUAUAUAGGCUUAUGGAGAGAGGACCCUACCUAAGGUUUCUAAAAUCAGAUACCUACUUAAAUCUAAUAAAUAUGCCAGAGUCAAAAAGCCGGAAAAGCUGAACAUGUGGAUUAACUCAGUCAACUCUACAAAGUGUACAAUGGAAGAAUACAGAAGAGACCCACAAAACUGGUAUGCCAGUUACAGAAAUGCUGUCGACAAGAUUCUCACUUCUAUGUUGAGAAGUAAACUGGGAAGUUCAGAAAGACCAGAAAAGUAUAGACAUUGAAGAAGGAGGAAAGUAAAAGUGAAGAUUAUCACUAAAUCACAACUACACAAAACGAGUAGUGAAACAUCUUUGCUUUGUAAAAUCUUGGUCAGAAAUAGAAGCCGCUGAAAAAAAACAAUGAAAUAUGAAAAUGCAUUGCCCGGUUGCGAUCAAACAGAUUAUUGACUUCCAUAUACUUGUUGUUUCAGAUGUGUUUGAUAACAUAUUUAUGUAUAAUAACAGGCAAAGCAAGAAAGUGGAGUCUUAGAUGGAUAUACCUGCAAAACUGUUAACGUCAUCUGGAAAAAAAAGUGUUUGUGUAUUUAUUUGCAAAAUCUAGAGCAAGUUUAAAUUAUUUAAGAUUGCAUAUAUCGUAACCUGUCACUUUCCACCAAGAAAGUGCUUGAUACCCUUUAAAAUGUUUAAAAUUAACAAAACAUUUCUAUUUAUGAAUUUGCUAUAUUAGUUUACAGAACAAAUACCUAUAAUGCAGUGAAAGAAAAUAUAAUGGCAACUGUGCUUUUUUUAUUAUUUAUAGAUGUGUUUAUUUAUAUUUUUGGUACUUGAAAAGCUCAAAUGGGUUACGUUUUUUUUAAUGCUAAAGGAAUAAAUCAUUCCAUAAGUUACUGUUGCAUUAACAUCAACAAGCAGAUAGAGUAAUUUUAAACAGAUCAUCAAAAGUUAACUGAUUGGAAGGUGAUACUGUUUGAAACUAAAUAUACUUAGUUAAAAUAUACAAUAAUUGCAUAUUAGGUAAAGAAGUCAACAGUGUAACACAGAGAAGUAAGCAGUGCACUGUAAUAACAUGUUUUGUAGUGUGUUGUACGUUACUGAUAUAUACCAUGUGUUGUUUAAUGAAUGUCAGUAAGAUAGGCACAUUGAAAUAAUGCAGCUGUGGGAGAAAAUGACAUGUAUCUUCAAUAAUAAAAGCUGUAAGGGGCAUGAUAAAAACAAAGAAUCCAUAUGUGGAAUUAAAUAAAUAAUAGUCAUCCAGUAGUCUAGAAUAAUGCAUAGAAGAAGAUUCUUCUACAGAAAAUAAGGUUGCAAAAUUACAGACUGUCACAAAGGAAAGGAUCUAAAGGAAAUCUGGAAAUGGAGAAUAGAAGCUAAAUAUGGAGGGAGAUGCAAAAAAGAAGAAAAAAAGAGAGAGCGGGAGAGAAAGAAACAAAACAAAUUGCAGCUAAGGAUAGCAUAAGACAAAUCAUCUGAAAUAAAGCACGUGAAAGCUCAAAGGAAUGGUAGAAAUAUGGCUAGAGGAAGUCGAAGGUAGGAGUUUAUAACACUAGUUAGGCACCAAAUUACUAAAACACUUGCAGCAGUUGUUAAGUACAGUCUCGUAAUUAUUCAAAAAGUAAACUAGUUAUUAAAUAUAUUUUGAAGUCUUGAGAAUAUUUUCAUCUUUUAAGUAUUCAUUAAUCAUUGCAUUUACUAUUUUUUGACACAGAAGCUUUUGUAUUCCAUAUUUUGUUUACUUUGCAUAUGCUUAGACUUCUUGGCUUAUGAAGAUGCUAAAAGACAUGGCCUGAUAUAUCUUCACUUAUGAAGAUUCUAAAAUGGUGUAAUUCUUCUAAGAUAGGUCUUUAAAGGAGUAUGUCACUGGGCUAGAAUAAUGCCUUUCUUUUGGAUACAGUGCUUCUUAAUAUGAACAUUAUUUAGCUCUUAGCUUUUCCACUGACCUUGGAGUGUUCAGCUUCAAAAUAAAAUAUAUUGUGGAUAAAAAAUGUGGGAUAUGCUUAGUAAGUGAAAAUAUCAAGUAAUACUAAAAUAGUUAUUGUCCAUUCAUUAUGUCUCUCAGUCAAAAUGGUUAAUAGAGUAUAUAUUCAAUGCUAAGAUUAAGCAGUCAUUAUUUAUUACUAGUCAAUGAUCAUAAGAUCCUCCCAAAAGAAACACUGGUUUUCCUACAGAAAAAUAUUGUUGUUUCCUGUUACAGUACAGGAAUCAAUGCUACUCUUUAUCUUUGCUGCCUCAUAUAAUUUAUAUUAUUUAUCAAAGUGAAUUUUGCAGAAACUACUACAAACUAUUUAGGUGGCUAUAAUUGCUGUCUGUCUUAUUUUAUGCCAUGGCAUGUUAUGUUUUUUAUGUCUCCUGUUGACUGUCUAUCUGUUUGUAUUAUAUGCAUGUGUCAAUAACUAAUGAAGUAAUAAAAAGAAGUUAG